This is a messenger RNA of Triplophysa rosa, 2178 nucleotides long. Its product is annotated as T-cell surface glycoprotein CD3 gamma chain-like. The transcript has 6 exons. The record is from RefSeq and is a predicted model, not a curated record. Gene Ontology annotation, molecular function: transmembrane signaling receptor activity. Bases 200 to 703 code for a protein of 167 amino acids. Lineage: Eukaryota; Metazoa; Chordata; Actinopteri; Cypriniformes; Nemacheilidae. Gene Ontology annotation, cellular component: alpha-beta T cell receptor complex; external side of plasma membrane. Gene Ontology annotation, biological process: positive thymic T cell selection; cell surface receptor signaling pathway.
GGUUUUCAGUUUGUGUUUUAUUGAGCUUGAGUUGAGUCUCAUGUUCAUGUGAACUGCUGGUGCAACACAAGAGCAACUCUUCAUCACUCACUUCCUCGUCAUCCUCAUCAUCAGAGGUUCCGUGUGAGAGUCAGACAACACUCGCCGGAUCACGGGAAUCAAAGGGAAAAUAUCAUCACGGACAGGAGCGAAAAGAAACAUGGACAGAAGAGGUUUGAUGUGUCUCUUCUGCCUGCUGACAACUGUGAGCACAGAGGAGCUUUCCAUCAAAAAGCCUGAAGAAGGUGAAGAGAGUCUAGCACUGGAGUGUUCUGGAGGAACAUUUGAGAUGAACGGCAAUAAAACAUUGCAACUUUCAUGGCAUGAGUCUGGAGAUUAUCUUUGCAAAGGGGACAGUAGUGAAAGCGUUACAAUUACAGUAAGAGUCCGAAACAGUGAGAAUCUGAUCCAGCUGGACAUCAUGACAACCGUCGCUAUAGUGCUGGGUGACAUCGCAGCGACCGCUCUGAUCGGAUGGGCCGCUUACAGCAUCUGUGCUCAACCCAAACCCAAGAACAACUAUCAGAGAAAUAAAGCAUCUGACAGGCAGAAUUUAAUCAAUAAUUCAGGAGGAGACACGUAUCAGCCGCUGAGCACCCGCUCGGACGACUACAGCACGCUUCAACCAACACGCAAGAAUAAAAACCGAGCUGUUUCACCCUAAACACGACAUCAAGACAACAUUUACAGUCAAUGACCAAAUUCAGAAGAAAUGUCUGUGUAGUUAUUACUCCAGCUUCUGUUUAUACCUAUUCAUAUUUACACUCUCACUAGAUUAUUCUGAACACAAAUCUUACAUUUAUAACAAAUCUCUCUGUUAUUCUAACAAAGUGAUGACGUAAGAUUAACAUGAAGAGUUACAAAAUAAAGAUUUCCAAAUGAAGAGGAAAAUUGUAUAUAUUCAUGUUCAUAUCGUCACUGUACUUCUGAAACCUCGAAAGUUCAAAUCGUUCAGCGAAUGGAAAAAACAUUGUACUUAUGAAAUGAUUCAGUACUGCACCUUUUUAAUGCUUUUUAUUACUUAGAUAUUAGCAAAACUCGGUGACAAACAUAAAGGUGUCUAAUAAUAGUGAUUCAUGACAAAACAAAUAUGAAGAUAUGAUGUUUCAGAAGGACAGAAGCCAUAUGUAUUGAGUAACAUCACUUACCUACAAUAGAUAACUUGGCAACACUUUACAUUAAGGUACCCUUUAUGAAGCACUUAUAAAUGUGUUUAUUAAUGAUUAAUAAGUCAUUUACAAAUGCAUUAUAAAGCAGUUAUAACUGCAUGAAUAAAAAGAUCUACAUUCUCCAAGUCUGACAGCCUAUAUUGCAAACAACAUCAAGAUAAUAAUGAAUCUGCUUUUGAGUCAAAUAAAUAAUGAAUAAAUGCAUUUAUUAAGCUUUUAUAACAUGUGAGUUAAAAAUGGCUCACUAUUUGGUAUUUGGUUAGAAUCCCUCUUUUUAUUCAUGCAGUUAUAACUGCUUUAUAAUGCAUUUGUAAACGACUUAUUAAUCAUUAAUGAACACAUUUAUAAAUGCUUUAUCAAGGGUACCUUAAUGAAAGUGUUACCGAUAACUUGAACAUUAAAGAUGAAUAAAAGCUGUUUAUUGUUUGUUCGUUACAAAUACACUUUAGUUCAGAUUGUGCAUUAAUGUGAACAGAUAGGACUUUAGAUAAAAAAAACAUGAACUAACACGAAUAAAUACAAAAUAAGUUUUGUUUAUUGUUUGUUCGUGUUAACUGAAGUUCAUGAAUGUAAACACAUUGUAAUGUGUGACCACCGUGUGUUAAUAAAAAAAAUAUUUCCGCUACGUUUAGACCAAACGAAAUGAAAAUCAGAUCAGAGUUCUGUGAGUUUUCUCCGCUCACGUCUCAUCACAUCUCAAUGAUCAAGAUCAUAUUUGCCAUUUGCAGUAAAUGUUGCUGUUGUAGACGCACGGACGAAUAAACGAUAAUGCAAAAUAACAUUUACUUUCACUCUUUUGAUGCGUGUUUUGAUUCAUGAAAGAUGUUUCCAGUGAGAUGUUGAGCAGAUGUUGCUGGAUUAUUAAAUCAUCAUUGCAUGUGACUAUUUGUCUGACGUUCACUGUAUAUUCAAUAAAUAUCAUUCUUUCUGUCAGAAAUGUUUCAUGUCAUCUGAUCAGCAUUGUUGCGUU